AUGCUUCCAAUGUCACCAAUGUGCAAUUUUCGGCCGCUGUGCAUGCCGAGAUGUUCACCAGCGAUGUGUCUUCCACAACCAAUGAUGCCAAUGAUGCCGAUGGCAGCUGCACCGAUGUUCUGCCAACCGAAUAACUUCAGUAUGAUUUCAACAUCAACUCUAAUGAGUGAAUACGAUUCACAAAUGUAUGGUCGAUUUCGACAUGUUGAACGUGAUCAUCCACGAUAUCGUCAUGCGCCUUUCGAUUGGUAUCGGCCUCCCAAACAGUGCUAUAAUAUCAUUCAUGAGGACGCAGCUGUUGUAACAAUGGAUGGACCUGUACCUAUUGGAGACUUUUAUCGCCAUUACAUCUACGGCGAUGAAUACGACGAAUACGAUGAAUACGAAGAUGAUGAUUCUACGCCGUAUGAUUCGGAUGAUUAUGAUGAUAUAGGAGAUUCGUCGUAUGAAGCAAGAAGUACCGGCUAUCGACGAUACCCGCAGAGAGGCUCGGAUUUCGAUGAUGACGAUAUUCCUGCACGGUCAGCGUUAAGUGGACGAAAUAAUUCAACAUUUGAUCCUAAUCGUCGAAGUACAAUGGCGUCGAAUCUAAAUCGACGCACUCGAUUAGCAACUGGAGAUGACGAUCUGGACGAUGCAGCUUCCAUAAACAGUACAUACGGAAAUUAA
Messenger RNA from Adineta ricciae, 669 nucleotides. NCBI's taxonomy places the organism in Eukaryota, Metazoa, Rotifera, Eurotatoria, Adinetida, Adinetidae. The record is from the annotation of a GenBank genome assembly.